Callorhinchus milii (elephant shark) is the source of this 1700-nucleotide messenger RNA. It is a transcript of the gene rnf24, whose product is annotated as ring finger protein 24. The transcript is spliced from 7 exons. Gene Ontology annotation, cellular component: endomembrane system. NCBI's taxonomy places the organism in Eukaryota, Metazoa, Chordata, Chondrichthyes, Chimaeriformes, Callorhinchidae. The record is from RefSeq and is a predicted model, not a curated record. The coding region runs from base 1 to 663 and encodes 220 amino acids. Gene Ontology annotation, molecular function: ubiquitin protein ligase activity; zinc ion binding.
AUGGUUGCCAGGUCAAGCAGGAAGCCAGCAGGCGCUCACAGAUUGCUGGGGUGGUGGCAGGUUCGUCCGGUGUUUAAACUAAAGCUCCGUCGCCUAUUCAGUGACGUGACAGAUUCCGGCCUGAGAUGGAGAGAGGUAGACAGAAAGCAAAGGAGGGACCAGGAGGUUUAUUGUGGAGUCCUGAGACAAGGCUGCUUCAAGCAAACAUAUGCUGGAUUCUGUGACUGUUGUGUGAGGUUGCCCGUGAACACGAAUCUCAACAAGGACAACUUCAAGAUGCCAAACAUAGGGUUUCAAAACCUCCCGCUCAAUAUCUACAUUGUGGUCUUCGGGACAGCUAUCUUUGUUUUCAUCCUCAGCUUGCUCUUCUGCUGCUACCUGAUCAGGUUACGGCAUCAAGCUCACAAGGAGCUCUACGCGUAUAAACAGGUCAUUGUGAAAGAGAAAGUAAAGGAGCUGAACUUACAUGAGAUCUGUGCUGUUUGUUUGGAGGAGUUCAAGACCAAGGAUGAGCUUGGGAUCUGCCCAUGCAAACAUGCUUUCCACAGAAAAUGUCUGAUCAAGUGGCUGGAGGUGAGGAAGGUUUGCCCGCUGUGUAAUACACCCGUGCUCCAGAGUAACCCGGAGCAGGGAGGCCUCGGGCCCACUGAUAACUUAGUGUAGCUCUCGCUGGUCCCAGCGACCUUGGGGAGCGCAAGUGAAAUGGAUUUUCCCUUUUCAAUUUUUUUCCCCGUCUGUUUCCCCCGGGAGCGUAAGAGGGCAGCGGAGGCCGGACGACGUAUCGGAGCGUCUGCCCAGUCAUCGAAGCCCACCUUCCACCCUACCAUGAGUCACUUGUGUACGGACGAGAGGGUGCUGUGUACCGUACAAACCAAAGCACUUUUGGCCUCUGAAACUCAAGCCAGAACUCACCACCAAUGCCAAUCGCCAUGGGUUAUGGUGGGCUGGAGGUGACCACAUUUUACCUUGACUCGUCGCAUUGAGCUGAUACUCCCCUGGUAUAAGGUACGGAGACGAAGGAAUUGGUGAUAGCGGGCGGGUUGGGUUCCUCGCUGGAAGAGGACCCCGCGGGAGGGACCCGAUCGGCCCCUGGUUGUGUUCUCCAGGGACAAGAAGAGAAAGGGAACCGUUAACUGAGCCUCUUAAAGACGGCAGCUUUGACACAAGGCUGUGAGGAGCAACGUGCUUCCAGACCAGACACGUCACCAGUGCCAGUGAUGGGACCCACCGUCUCCACUCCUCCCUCGUGGUUUGCUAGGAGGGUGGUGGGGGAGAAGGAAAUGGGAGAUGGGGGGGGAAUGUGGCUGUGGAAAUUAAUUCUUGGAAUUAUUUCCUUGCUCCCUGAGAGAGGAAAUAGCCACCUGGGUGAAGCCCUCCCCUCCACCCCAUUAAGUGUAGCGAAAGGUAGAGUGUUGUCAAAGGGCAGCAUCAGCACGAGGUGGUUAAGACCAGCGUGUCUGCUCUGUUGUCACUCUUCCAACUCUGUACAUUAAUCCUAUUCCUCAACCCCCUCCCUCACCAAUUUUUUACUCUUUCAAGUGUUUAUCAGUUUCCCUUUCGGUGUAUCAAUUUCAAGAAACACUUCUCAUAAGGCAUUCCACGUUCUGAUAACACUAGGUAGAGCGUAAAAGCACUUCUAAACUCCCCUCUCCAUGUAUCGCUAAAAGGGGGAAGAGAGAGAGAGAGAGGAUCAAGUAAUA